AUGGGAAGUCAGUCGAGGUCUCGUUCCAGAGAUCGAUCGUCUCGGCGUCGUGGUGGUGGUGGCAGGGAUCGUGGCGACCAGGAUAGAGGUGAUAUCGGUCUCGAUCCCGUGGUCGGUCUCGGCGGGAGAGGAGACGGUCGAGGUCUCGAGAUCGCAGUAAAAGGUCCAGACGUGAGUCGCCGGAAGCAGCGGCUAGCGUUUUCAGUGCAGCGCCUCCUGCACCGAGACCACAAGGGGAAGGAGUCUCGGCUACUGCAAUGGGGAGGGUAUGGUUCGGAGGUCAAAGGUGAUGCAUCGGAAAGGAGGUUAACGGUGAAGAAUAUCCGUCAGAGGGACUCUAGUCAGCAGUCGGUGAUGGACUUCUUCAAGGGAGCACUAUUUGCCGUUACUGGCAAUGGAGGGAAGACUACGCCACUCCAUCCAGUAGUGUCUGUGUUCUUCCUCAUCUCGGAUGGUCACAGUCGUACAGCUCUCGUGGAGUUCCGAACGCCUAUUGCAGCCACAGUCGCUAUGAGACUCAAUGGUAUCGACUUAGAUGGUCGUAAAUUAGCGAUAACGAGGCCCCACGGCUACAACAAGGAGGACCCAUCCAAGAGCAUCACCGCUGAGGACAUACAAAAGGUUACUAUCGAGGAACUGUGUGGAGGGUCCUCUACUAAGAAGACUGCUCCAGGGUCUAACCUACAAUUAGGGAUAUACCAUCUCCCACCGGUGAUGACGGAGACCUAUUUGAGGGACCUAUUGGAACAGUUUGGUGCUCUCACUAUGGUCAGCCUCAUCAGAGAUAAGACAACGGGCUUAAGCAAGGGCUAUGGUUUCUGUCAAUUCGAAGAUCCGAAUGAUGCGGAUAGAUGCCUAUAUGCCCUUGACCAGUUCGUUUUGGGUAACUAUAGCCUCAGUGUGACCAGACUCGUUCCAGAUGCACAGCAAGGAGGAGCUGCGGGGAUAGGAGGCGCUGGUGUAGGCCCGGCGACCAACCUGGCUGAUGGCUCAUCGGGGGUAGCAGUCGUUCAGUCUAUGACGGCUCGAGUGCUGGCCAACCCAGCUCUGGCGGCUCAGCUGAAGGCUGGGCGAGAGAUAGGGUCGACUCCUAGCACAGUAGUACAACUUCUUAAUGCUGUUUAUAUAGAGGACCUGAUGUCGGAGACUGAGGUAAAGUCAAUUGAAGAUGAGAUACGUGAGGAGGCCCAGAGGCACGGAACUGUGUUGGAGGUCCGAGUUCCACGGCCAUCGGCGAGUCUAACACCAUAUGCCAAUGGCGUUGGGAAGAUCUUCGUGCAGUUUGCGGAUAUCACAGCAGCUAGGAAGUUUCAAGCUACGAACAAUGGGAGGAAGUUUGACGAUCGAGUCAUGUGUGCAGCAUUCUACCCAACUGACAGGUAUAAAAUGGGUAAGUACACCCUGUACAACGUAGAGAGUAUGACAAUGGCAGUCAGACCAGUCCAGGCCCCACCACCUAAGCCUCCACCACCUACUGCUGGGUCGGGUCCGAUGACCAUUGGAGAGGAGGAGGAAGAGGAAGGUGGCAGUGAACACAAGACUGGAGCGGAGGCGGCGUCUGGUGGUGCUCUUGUGAAGGAGGGAGCCCCAGAUAAGGUUGAUAAUAACGACGAUUGUGAGGUUGUCGACUAA
Perkinsus marinus ATCC 50983 is the source of this 1632-nucleotide messenger RNA. Its product is annotated as U2 small nuclear ribonucleoprotein, auxiliary factor, large subunit, putative. Lineage: Eukaryota; Perkinsozoa; Perkinsida; Perkinsidae. The transcript has 16 exons. Gene Ontology annotation, cellular component: U2AF complex; U2-type prespliceosome; commitment complex. Gene Ontology annotation, molecular function: pre-mRNA 3'-splice site binding; poly-pyrimidine tract binding. The record is from RefSeq and is a predicted model, not a curated record. The coding region runs from base 1 to 1632 and encodes 543 amino acids.